Molecule: messenger RNA, 4734 nt
Organism: Rosa chinensis
Lineage: Eukaryota; Viridiplantae; Streptophyta; Magnoliopsida; Rosales; Rosaceae
Product: G-type lectin S-receptor-like serine/threonine-protein kinase LECRK3
Exons: 3
Coding region: 2631-4442 (603 amino acids)
Biological process (GO): protein phosphorylation
Molecular function (GO): ATP binding; protein serine/threonine kinase activity
Source: RefSeq, a predicted model, not a curated record
CCUUCUUGCCCGUUCUUCGUUGCUGAGAAAACGACUCUCGUUUCCAUCACUCUCCGCCAGCAUAGCAAAAUCUACUCCGGUCAGGUAUCCAUUUUACUAUUACUAUUACUAUUUUUAAAUUAAUCUUUACUGUUCUUUCGUUUUUACGUGUUCUUCAUUCUAUUUUUAAAUUACUCUUGCUGUUUUUGUUUUUACCUGUUCCUCAUUCUCAACUUCAUAUUCUUGAAAGACAACUACUUUUGAGCUUCUUGUUUAUUGGGUGCUGAUUUCUCUUGGUUAGGAAUGGUUCUAGUUUUUGUAUCACACUAAACUCUGCAGAAAUUUAAAUUAAAUUAAAUUUAAAUUUUAUAUAUUAACAGAAUACAAGUCUGAGUGAUUUGCUUCUGAAACGAGAGGAAAUUUGUGGGUUUGAUUUUGCGUUGGACUCUGUUUCAAAUAGUGUACUUCAACAAAAGAAAGAUAAGAACUAGGAAUGGUUUAUUACUGGGAAUGGUUUUUAUGUUGAUAUAAACAGAAUAUAGAAAUUAAGUAAUUUGCUUCUGAAAUGAGAGGAAUUGGUGGGUUCAUUUGUGCCUUUUUUUGUUUCUGGAGCUGGGACCAUAAACCAGUUAUUGGGGUUUAUGGACUAGAGACCAUCACCCCACAUGUGUGCUGUAAAGAUGUGACACUCCCUAUCGAGUUUCAUAGAAUUUGACAUUCAUGUGAUCAGUUUUUCCAAAAUUGACUCGAAUGUUCCACGCAUUUUGUCUGUAAUGUAGACCUGCUCAUUUGGUUGAAAAGUAUGGUUCAUGCAUGUGUACUCUUGGACCAGAACUUAUUUCUGUUUAUAACAUUGAUAGGUUUGAUCAGUUUUACUAGCAUGCAAAAUUCUUGAACUAAAAAUGCAGACCCUUGGAUGAUUGGUUGAUUUGGUUCAACAUGUAAGCCUGCCCUGCCCUGUCAAAACUAGUAUUUCCAUUUUCAGGUUCUUUAGGGAUUACUGGUUUGUUAUGGUAUUUGUUCAACAUUCGAUCAUAUCUUUGCCUAUGAAAAUUUGUUUGCCUAAUUUCAGGCUCUUUAGGGAUUGCUGCAACGUAAACUACACUUUUGAAAUAAUAAAAUCGAUCUGCAGAUUAAUUUUGGCUUGUGAAAUACUGGAAUAUAUGGCUCUGUUAGAACAAACUUACUUGUCUCCGUUGGAGUUAUCUGGAGUUGGGACCGGCCUCUCCAACUGGUCUUGUUUGCGGGACUAAGGAAUGAGACCAGUGUAGUUCUUAAUCUUGAAUUGUCCACAAACAUUCACAUUCACCUCUCAUCUCGUCCUAUGUUUGAAUUUAUUUUUGUGGAUGACACAAUUUCUUAAGGUAAGAUUGUCCUCUUCUGUCUAUUUGAUCAGGACUUAGUCUGCUUCGCAACUUACUUUUAAUAAUGUUUCUUGUAAUGAGUGACCAGAGUUUCACUUAAAACCAUUCCCAAGUCAAUAGUUGAACAACAUUUUAAGCCCGAUUAAUGUGUAGUCCAUAUAAUCUCAUAACUUAGUCUGUUUGGACUCUGAGUUUUCCACCAGUCUGAUACCGUUUCUUGUUCAGAAUGUAAUUGCUUAACCACAUUGGUUCUAUUCACACACCUUCUGGCUAGGAACUUACGUAGGUGCUUCUUCAGAGGAAAAAUAAGAGAAAGGUCGACCUAACUAGAGUGGGAAUCAGGUAAGUGAAAAUGAACGAUGGUCAAAUAAAGUAUCUACCUUCAAUUUGUAGAUUUACACAUGUGAUUAGUACUAUCUUUUGUUUUUUUGUUCUUCUUCUUUUUUUUUUUUUUUGAGGUUAAACCCCGUAGUAAUCAUGAAUUGACCCCAAUAACUGUUUCUUCUAUCACAUUAUUUUUUAGUGAAGAUGCAACAUUCACAGUGAUGUUUUUCAAAUUUUUUGUCAAGAGAAAGGGGCAAGGUGUUUGAUGAAAUUUCUCAAGGAGAGCGCAUUUCAUUAUUUCUUGAAUCUUCCUCAAGGGUGGAGGGGAGAUGUGUUUGAAGUCCGAGAGGUAUUUCAUCAAUUAAGAAAAGGUUGAGGAGAGCUAAGCACAUACUUUUACUGAUGUCCCCAUAGUGUCGAACUCCUGGCAGUUCUGCCACUCGUCUUUGUUGAAGUAAAUAUGUGUCAAAGUCAAGAGUCAGCCUAGAAAUCUUACUAUCUGUAUGUGACCCAAGUUUUCCAUCAUUCUAAUUUUGUUUCUUGUUUAAACUGCAAUUGCUGAACCACUUUGGUGCUAGCAAAUGGCAAUGGCUUUUACUGUAUGGUUGCUUUUGCUUUCCUUAUUGUUUCUCCUACCAGUUUCUGUGUUGUCCCAAACUAAUGGUAGCAUAGUAGUGGGUGCUUCUCUCUCUGCAGCAGGCAACUCCUCAUGGAUUUCUCCAUCUGGUGAAUUUGCUUUUGGAUUUCAGCGACUUGAAAACAAUGAUCGUUUCUUGCUUUCUAUAUGGUUUGCCAAGAUACCCGACAGAACCAUAGUUUGGUAUGCAAAUGGAGAUAGGCCUGCACCUAAGGGAUCAAUUGUGAACUUGACUGCAAACAGUGGAUUACUGCUCACAAGUCCUCAGGGUGAAGAGCUAUGGUGAUCCGGAAGCAUUGUUGGUGGUGUUGCCUACGGGUUGAUGAAUGAUGCCAGGAGGGAAGCUUUUCUCUCGACAAUCCGAAACUAACUAUGUGAGAGGACGCUUCCAGCUAACUUUGCAACAAGAUGAGAAUCCUGUGUUUAGCGCCAAAGAACCUUUUUAUUCUACUGCAACUACCACAGGGACUAUUCCAGAGGAGGAACGCCCAGCAAGGGACUACUAUCUCCGGUCAACUCUCAACUUUGAUGGGGUUUUGGCUCAAUAUUUCCUCCCAAAGCCUUAUGUUGGCAAUGUAAGUUGGAAACCUCUUUGGUCAGAGCCGCCUAAUAUUUGUCAAAAAGUUCGUUCAGGACCUGGUGUCUGUGGGGACAACAGUAUCUGCACUUUGAAAGCAGAUAAGAGGCCAACCUGUGAAUGCCCAAGAGGAUACUCUUUACUUGAUCCAAACGACCCGUACGGGACCUGCAAUCCAGAUUUCAGACAAGACUGUGACAAUGAGCUUAGUUAUUCAAAAGAUCUGUUUGAUGUUCAGGUGCUAACAAAUACUGAUUGGAAUACCUCUGGUUAUGAGCAGUUGAAUGCUUCGACUGCUGACACAUGCAGUCAAUCUUGCUUCCAAGAUUGUUUGUGUGAUGUUGCUAGUUAUAGCAAUGAAACCUGUUGGAAAAAGAAGUUACCUCUCACAUAUGGGAGAGAAGACAGUAGUCUUAAUGCAAAGACCUUCAUCAAAUUCAGGAAGGAUAAUUCAACUCCACAAGUUCCUAAGAUGCCAGGUUCAGAUAAUAAGAAGAAGAUCCGGACCACUUCGGUGCCUGUGGAAUCAAUUCUUCUGUUUACCUCCAUCUCUCUUAAUUUUAUGUUUGGUGCUGCAGUUUGUUUCAGAUUUUUCUUCCGUUUCCAGAAGAAACCUGCAAAGUUUACACACAGUGAUUUGGAAACAAAUUUGCGUUCGUUUAGUCACAAAGAGCUUGAAGAAGCUACAAAUGGAUUCAAUGAAGAAUUAGGAAAGGGUUCUUUUGGAGUUGUUUACAAAGGGAUAAUACAAGUUGGAUCAGGUGUCGAGGUGGCAGUCAAGAAGCUCAAACGUGUGAUAGAAGAUGGUGACAAGGAAUUCAAGACGGAACUUAACAUAAUUGGCAAGACACAUCACAAGAAUCUGGUUCACCUGGUUGGAUAUUGUGAUGAGGGACAGCAGCGAUUACUAGUGUAUGAAUUCUUGAGCAAUGGCACGUUAGCAAGCUUCAUUUUUGGUGAUGAGAAACCCAGUUGGAGGCAACGAAUGGAAAUUGCCUAUGGUGUUGCUAGAGGGCUUCUGUACUUGCAUGAAGAGUGCACCACCCAAAUCAUCCAUUGUGAUAUAAAGCCUCAGAACAUACUUCUGGAUGAUCAUUGCAAUGCCCGGAUCUCUGAUUUUGGCUUGGCAAAACUUAUGAUGACGAAUCAGAGCAAGACGCACACUACCAUUAAAGGGACAAAAGGGUAUGUUGCACCUGAGUGGUUUAGGAACAUGGCAAUCACUACCAAAGUUGAUGUGUAUAGCUUUGGCGUUGUACUGCUAGAGAUCAUUUGCUGCAGGAAAAGUGUUGAUAUGGAAAACAACUGUGAAGAGAAAGCAAUUUUAACUGAUUGGGUUUAUGAUUGCUACCAAGGAGGAGUAUUAGAGUUGGUUCUAGAUCACGAAGUCGAUGCCUUGGAUGGUAAAAUAAAGCUGGAAGAGACUGUCAAGAUUGCUCUUUGGUGUAUUCAAGAAGAUCCAUCUCUUCGACCCACAAUGGGGAAGGUUGUGCAGAUGCUUGAAGGAGUAGUGGAAAUACAUGUUCCACCAUGUCCAUCCCCAUAUAACAGAGCAGCCUGAAACCUAUUUAGUUUGCGUCGCUAUCAAAAAUUUACAGCAAGUACGAGCUAGAGCUUAUUGUGCUUAUUUAUCUUGUUUUUGAUUAUGUAAGUUGUACUUUUCUUUGUCCUUAAUUGAUGAUAAUCAUGAGACAUCACUAUGAUUCAUUAAGAAUAAUGUGUGUUUAGAAAACAGAGAAAUGGAAAUAACAAUGAUGGUAAUGCUUACCUAUAUAAUCUGCUAGUUCUCUGUUUCAAUUGUAAUAUUUUUGUUUGGUGUAUAAUAUCUCGCUUCCAAUGAAAGACUUAAAUAA